Molecule: messenger RNA, 1452 nt
Organism: Darwinula stevensoni
Lineage: Eukaryota; Metazoa; Arthropoda; Ostracoda; Podocopida; Darwinulidae
Source: the annotation of a GenBank genome assembly
AUGAUGCUACGGGUUUUGGUUUUGACUUUGGACGAGGGGCACACUCUCGACAAGGAUCGUCUCAAGGAAUGCCUUCAGUUUGCAGCCAGGGCUCUUGAACUCGCUCAGACCAGGUUGCCGCCUGCGGACGAGGUAGAAGUGACGGAAUUCGAGGAAUUAUCCCGACCAGGGAACGUGCCGGUAGAAGUGCAACAAUGGUUGGCCUCCACGUUCACGAGGAGAUUCUCCAAGAGUCACUCGAAGAAGCGACGUCGAUUCCGAUCCGUCGCCACGGCCAUCUGCGCUGGGCUGGCCGUGGAACGCAUCUUUCGACGUCUCUCCGCUUCCUACUUCCCUUCCUUCCCCGAGGAAGUGGAGGCAUUUCUCAAGGGAGUGAACGAAUGGGAGUUUGACGUGUUCGAAUUCCAUCGACUGUCCGAGGGCUUCCCCCUGCGAUACAUGGCUUACGAGCUCCUCAAUCGAUACGGGAUCCUUCACCGAUUCAAGGCAAGACAUGGGGCAAAAUGUCCACGGGUCUCUUUCAAGGACUUGGAAUGCUUCGUGAAGAGGCUGGAGGCUGGUUACGGAUUGCACAAGAACCCAUACCAUAACAACACCCAUGCCACGGACGUGACUCAGACCGUCCACAGCAUUCUUUGCCAGUCUUCCUUGGCCACGUGGCUGAGUCAUCUGGAGAUCUUUGCGCUGCUGUUCGCAGCCAUGUGUCACGACUACGAGCAUACAGGAACGACGAAUGACUUCCACGUUAUCACCCGAUCCGAGGUCGCCUACCUCUACAAUGACAAAUCCGUCCUGGAAAAUUAUCACCUCAGUCAAACCUUUAAAUUAGUUAGCCAGAGGGAAUGCAACAUUCUCGGGGGUCUGAAUUCAGAAGAGUAUCGAGAGUUCCGGACCUUGGUCAUCGAUGCCGUUCUCGCCACGGAUAUGGCCACCCAUUUCGAACAAAUCGCCACCGUUCGUCGCCAACUCGUCCGGCCUGAAUUCGAGUCUGACCACGAAUCCGCUAUCUACAAAGACCAGUGGCGGGAUCGAGAGACGGAGUUGGGUCUCCCUGCCAGUCCCCUGUGCGAUCGCCAUUCAACCCACGUCCCUGACUCCCAGAUAGGUCUCCGUCCCUUCCUUCUUCCUCGGUCAGGUUCACUUCCCCGGUUUCUGUUUCUGCAUCCUACUCCUGUAGGCUUCAUCGACUUCAUCGUGUCGCCAACGCUGACCUUGGUCACACAGCUGUUGGAUUCAAUCGACAAAGUUCUCGAGCCUUUGACAGCUGGAGCCUCCAUGGAAUUAUCUGGCCCAACCUCGGUCAAGAAGAAGCUCUCCGACAUCCCCGAAAACCAUGCCAAGAACACAUCCAAUUCGAUUUAUUUUAUGCGUCCGAUCUGUCUGGUGCAGAGGAAGCGGAGCAUGCAUCCAAGGGAGGAGAUAAAGAUGGGAGACCUUGGGGAAAAUACUUGA